Molecule: messenger RNA, 549 nt
Organism: Phytophthora infestans T30-4
Lineage: Eukaryota; Oomycota; Peronosporomycetes; Peronosporales; Peronosporaceae
Exons: 2
Coding region: 1-549 (182 amino acids)
Source: RefSeq, a predicted model, not a curated record
AUGCUGAUCUUCAAGAACGCCAAGUCGAACUAUCCUAUUCAAGGCCUCCCGGAUUGCGUUAAUGGGGUCUGCUAUCGUACAUCCCCGAGUGCGUUCAUCAACAAUCGCAUCAUGGUUGAAUGGCUGCGCGAGACGCGCAGUUGGGGUCCAGCAGACCCGUUCGCCAAAGAACGCCAGUUAUGGCUCGAUAACGCACGUGGACAUGCAGCGGAUCGCUUUCCAUUUCAUCGAAUCAAGGUGCACUGGCGGAACCUAUGUGAGCGUCGCAAUAUGGAGGCUAUUAGACGGGGGGAGUGGAUGCAAGGCGCAAAGUCAAGCGGGGCACUUGCCAAUCCUGGAAAGCGUUUCUUCUUAGAAACAGCGGCAGAGUGUAUUCGCCUCGUCAAUGCUGAAAAAGACGAGAAAGGAGUGAACUGGGCAGAAACGUCGAUGGUGUUAUGCGGGCUAGAUGUGGGCAACAACGGUAAGUGGGAGGCAAAUCAGCUAAGUAAGUCGUUGCACGAUAUCAUUUCGAGAUGCAGUGAGGAUUCCAGUACAGGAUAUCAGUAG